Magallana angulata is the source of this 2058-nucleotide messenger RNA. RefSeq lists its product as uncharacterized. The coding region runs from base 62 to 814 and encodes 250 amino acids. The transcript has 9 exons. The record is from RefSeq and is a predicted model, not a curated record. Lineage: Eukaryota; Metazoa; Mollusca; Bivalvia; Ostreida; Ostreidae.
GAAAUUAGGGCGGUUUUUUUUUGGGGCGAACGAACAAGUAUAUUCUGUUUUGAAACUAAACAUGUCUUUCGGGUGUUUCCUACGUGGCUUGUACUUACGGAAAAUCAAAAUAGUUACAGUAUUGUUGUCCCUGCAAAGCUCUACUGGGAGGUCGAAUUUCUCUCCGGUGAAUACAUGCACUGACAUAAAAUUAAAAGACAUACCAUUAGAUGUGUUCCAGAAUUGUUCAACAACUAAUUCCGCCAUUCACUGUUUACCCGACGAAAACAAUAACCUGGGUCUAAGCUGUUUUCCAGUGACUUGGAUAAGUAAAGAUAAAUGUCCGUCGUACAACUCUUAUCAAGGAAAUAUGGAUGAAAAAGACUGUUCAACUGAACAUAAUGGCAGAUGCCCCAGUGCAUUGUAUAAAUCGCCGUUAUCGAUUAUUUACACAGGAUGUUACAUCAAAGAACUGAUACCGCCACCAACAACAACAUCAAUGACAACAGAGACAAUGACAACAAUGACAACAACCACAAGCAAGAAAUCCUCGUCGGACCCAAUUACAAAUGAUUCUGGAGUCGCUGAAAAAAGGAAUGAAACAUGCCAAAAGUGUGUGGAAUGUGGAGAUGGUUGGAUGAUCGCAUAUGUCGUUACCUUUCUACUUGAAGUUCUUGCUGUGAUUGUUGUCGCUAUUAUUUUAAAAAGUUCAUUUUGUCCUGAACUUAAAGAAAAAAUCAGACAAGGGUUUUUUCAAGAUCAACAAAAUCAAAAUGGUUCUCCGCCAGCGGAAGGAGACGUCAUGCUUGAAAAAUGUAAUGGAGGAAACCAUUAAAUCUCCCGUUUAAGCUUUGAAUCUCAAUCUGCAUGGAGGAAAAACUGACUUUUACCCUGAAAUGAAUUUGCGAAGAUGUUUUAAGGCAGUAUUUUUACUCAAAUGUGUGCAAUAAGUAUUAUGUUGAUUAGUAUAAACAGAAGAGGUUAAGAAUUAAUGUUCUAUAAUUCAUCAUUACCAUCAAAAUCAUCUAAAAAAUUAUUUUAAAAAUAUAUAUUUACAUCUACCGAGCAUGAUUUCCUCUAUCUAAUUCAUAAUAAAUUUAAACAAUAUUUCAUUAUGUAUCACAUGAACGGAUGGGAUAGCAGGCAUUGCCUAUAUAAAUCCUUUCCGACACACAAGGUCAAAGUUAAUUCAUAGCUCUUUAGAAACAGCCAGAUUAAAUCCUACACGCCCCGUUUAUCGAUCUGUUGAAACCUACAGCGACCAAAGAAAAUCACGGACCGCACGAAAUAAUCAUGAUGAUGUCAGACUUAAACUCCCAAUAGGGGACGAUUUAGUUGUUUCGUUUAGCUAAUGUACUGAUGUACAUUAACAGUAAAUUUAGUGAAGUUUACUUACUUUUUUACAAUCAGUUCAUUAAUUUGUAAAAAGAAAGAUGUAAAUUGUUUUUUUAGAAUGACACCUUCAUGUACCCACAUGAAUCACCAAAUAAAGCAUUUUAUUGUUUAAAUAAAAGAUGUGUUGAAUGUAUUGUAUGUGUGCAAAUUUCGAAAGGGUUUAUGAUUUUUAAUAGGCUUGUAGGGGUUGGGUUUUAUUAUCAUUAAUAUUAUUAUUUUACAUUUAUUUUCGAAAAUUAUUUAAUCAAAUUUGGAGGUUGCUACACAAUGUUUGUAAUGUAUGGUUUAAAACAAUGAUAAAUAGUUGGUGUUUUCGACCAAUAUUAAGAAUCCAAAGUAACAUGUGUUUAAUAAGACGCAUUUAUCUGUGUUCAUUUAUGUUAUAUGUAAUGUGUUCAAAAAAGCCAAAAUGACAAUCCUUAAAUUAUUUAUGCAAUUCCCCUUUAAGUGUUCAUGAUUUUGAAUAUAGUGCUUUAUAUAUAGGGGGCCUAGUGUAUAAUAUAGUGUCAUUUACAAGUAUGUUCUGAAACCCUGAAUUGGUUGAGAGGAUGAAAUCGUUUGUUUACACUGUACUUACAUGUAUCAGUUACCUUUAGAUAUUUCAUAAGUUUGAAACUUGAUGAUUUGUUUGAUGUUGUUGCUUGUUUAAAAAAUAAAUUAUUGCAGUUAAACUGCCACAAUAUA